GCAAUUUCGAAGGACGCAGACAGCAGUGACGAGGAUGACCCAAUAAUUUUGGAGAUGGCGCAACAGCGUAUCUAUUACCCUGUGCAACGAACAAACACGGGAUCACUAAGCCUGGCUGAUCUGAAUCUACGAAGAACACAAGCGAUGAUUAUGGGCGAACCCCUCGUGCAUAUUUCGAGGAUGGUCGAUUCUUUGGAACCCCAUCGAACCUUGUACGAAGGUAUCUCCCCUUUGCUUGCACGAUAUAACGACAAAAGACACUUCUGCGACAUCACGAAUCUCCCACGAUCUCUUUUGACACCUGCAAAAGAGAUACGAUUAUUACGCUUAGGGCCGGAGACCAAUUCUUUGGAACCCCCUGAGCGCCUCGAAACUGGGCUCGGAAUCAAAAUCGCAAUGAAACCCGUGCCAUGGCAGGACAUUCGAGACGGAGUAACACCAGAGGAACACGUGGCCAUUCGAGAGCAGGACUUACAGAUGAUGGCUACGGUAUUCUCCUGGCGAUCAGAUAAUUUGUUUAUCUCCGCGCCCCCGCCUGAAAACACUAAGCGGGUGAGUACGAAACAUAUCGAUGUACGGAUAUGGGAUGAGCUGUACGAGUUGCACGUGCCCCAAUACGUACCUGAUGAGAUCCAUCACCUAAUCGUGGAAAUUCUAAAAGAAUACAAAGGAGCGAUUAGUAUGACGGACACAGACAUUGGACUGUCGUUAGUCAUACAACACGAGAUUCAAACCGGAAACCAUCCCCCGAUUCACUGUAAGCCCUACAGAUACUCCCUGGUAGAACGGAAAACGGUCCUUGAGCGGAUUCGAGAAUUUGAAGCUAAUGGUUGGAUCGAACCCGCCACUGGACCAUGGUCGUUCCCGGUAGUAUUAGUGCCAAAGAAGAACGGAUCGAUUCGCAUAUGCAUUGAUUAUCGCAAGCUGAAUGACAUCACGAUCAAAGAUGUGUACCCCCUUCCCCGGAAAGAUGAUCUACUUGAUGCGAUUGGGUGUGCUAAUUAUUUCAGUAAAUUUGAUAUUCGUCAUGGUUUUCAUCAUAUCCUGGUUAAGGAGGAAGAUCGGUCGAAAACGGCCUUCGUACUAUUUGAGGGCACGUGGCAGUGGGUCCGGUGUCCGAUGGGUAUUUGCAACGCGCCUGCCACAUUUCAGCGGGCGAUGAACGUGACGUUCCAGAACUUCGUCAACAAGACGCGGCUCACUCAGGGGAUGAUUAACUUCUGUGUCAUCGUGUACAUGGACAACAUCCUCGUCUACUCGGAGACCUAUCACGGGCAUGCACAACAAAUCAAGUGGACGCUAGGAGCUCUGAGAGACACUGGGUUCAAGAUCGCGCUCGAGAAGAGCGAGUUUUUCCUCUCGGAAAUCUCGUUCUUGGGCUAUAUGGUGACACGAGGAGGGCUGCGGCCAGACUCGAGAAAAGUCACGGCGGUAAAAGACGCCCCUGUCCCCACGUCAUUGACGCAGCUGACGUGGACAAGGGACAUCGAACACCGUGCUUUGACCGAAUACGUGGAGCUGCUGAUCAUCCAAGCUUGGAGAACGGAGGUGGAAGGAAACCUUCUCGGAUUUCUAUCCGGAUCGGUGCGUCCCGACCAUCGACAGCUAAUCGUACAGGAGCUCACGAUUCCUCUUGCGCAGCUGGUGGACGAUCUCCCUCUCGAUAUUAUUUUACAGUGUGAUGAGAGCCUGGUCCCGCACAUCCUUUCACGAACUUUGACGCCUUACCUACGGUGGUUGGCUUGCCUCGAGGAGCAGGGAGGUGACAACAACCCGCCAUCGCAACGAGAAUACCUGGACCCGCGGAGGAUAAUCGACCUCGCCUUCUUUCAGCCUCGAACCGCCUCCGAAGAUGAAGGGCUAACGCUAGAGGAGGAGGAAGAAGAGGACGUAGAGGAAGGCGACGAGGAGGAAGAAGAGGAAACCUCGGAAGAAGGAAGUUACAGGGAGCACAACGAGGGAGAGCAGAGCGAAGAAGAAGAAGAAGAAGAGGAUUAGUCGGAGGAAGAGGAGGAAUCUGAGUGGGAGACUUUGGAGGAAGAGGCGGAUCGCACAGAAGCCCAGGAGGAAGAAAUAGAGGCGGCGGCGCAGCGCAGAGAAGAAAUCGCGGCCGGUAAGCAGCCGCUAGAGGCCGGGGAAGUCCCGAGAUGGCCGAUUGAGUGGCUGUCGCACCAACAAAGGCGCGAUUAAUGA
Molecule: messenger RNA, 2193 nt
Organism: Chara braunii
Lineage: Eukaryota; Viridiplantae; Streptophyta; Charophyceae; Charales; Characeae
Source: the annotation of a GenBank genome assembly